GAGUCAGGCGCUGGGGAUGAAUGAAGGUGCUGGGUACAGGAUCAACAGUGAUAAUGACUGAGUGUACAAGCCUUCAGUUUGUCAGCCCUUUUGCUUUUGAGGCAAUGCAGAAGGUAGAUGUUGUUCGCCUGGCAUCUUUAAGUGAUCCAGAAUUAAGACUUCUCCUGCCCUGCUUGGUGCGGAUGGCACUUUGUGCGCCUGCUGACCAGAGCCAAAGCUGGGCUCAAGAUAAAAAACUUAUCCUUCGCCUUCUGUCUGGAGUGGAAGCUGUCAACUCCAUUGUUGCAUUGUUGUCUGUGGACUUUCAUGCCUUAGAACAGGAUGCCAGCAAAGAACAGCAGCUUAGGCAUAAACUUGGAGGAGGCAGUGGGGAGAGCAUCCUGGUAUCACAGCUUCAGCAUGGACUGACAUUAGAAUUUGAACACAGUGAUUCACCUCGUCGAUUGCGGCUUGUGCUUAGUGAACUGUUGGCAAUCAUGAACAAGGUAUCUGAGUCCAAUGGAGAAUUUUUUUUCAAGUCUUCUGAGCUCUUUGAGAGUCCAGUGUAUUUGGAGGAAGCCGCAGAUGUACUUUGUAUUUUACAAGCAGAGCUCCCCUCCUUACUUCCUAUAGUUGAUGUAGCUGAAGCCUUGCUACAUGUUAGAAAUGGUGCCUGGUUCUUGUGUCUCUUGGUGGCCAAUGUUCCUGAUAGUUUUAAUGAAGUUUGUAGGGGCCUGAUUAAAAAUGGAGAACGACAAGAUGAAGAAAGUCUUGGAGGAAGGCGCAGGACAGAUGCCUUACGCUUCUUAUGUAAAAUGAAUCCUUCUCAGGCCCUCAAGGUCCGAGGCAUGGUGGUGGAAGAAUGUCACUUGCCAGGCCUUGGAGUGGCUUUGACACUGGAUCAUACUAAAAAUGAAGCUUGUGAAGAUGGAGUGAGUGACUUGGUUUGUUUUGUUAGUGGUUUGCUUCUUGGAACAAAUGCGAAAGUCCGGACUUGGUUUGGAACUUUUAUCCGUAAUGGACAGCAGAGAAAAAGAGAGACCAGCAGUUCUGUCCUUUGGCAAAUGAGGAGGCAGCUUCUUCUGGAGUUGAUGGGCAUUCUUCCCACAGUAAGAAGUACCCGCAUUGUGGAAGAAGCUGAUGUGGAGAUGGAGCCCAAUGUGUCUGUGUAUUCGGGGCUGAAAGAAGAGCAUGUUGUGAAAGCCAGUGCACUCUUACGUCUGUACUGUGCUUUGAUGGGGAUCGCUGGACUCAAACCAACCGAAGAAGAAGCAGAACAGCUACUGCAGUUGAUGACAAGCCGUCCCCCCGCUACACCAGCUGGGGUUCGCUUUGUUUCACUUUCCUUUUGUAUGCUGCUGGCCUUUUCUACGCUUGUCAGUACACCUGAACAGGAGCAGUUAAUGGUGGUUUGGCUAAGUUGGAUGAUAAAAGAAGAAGCUUAUUUUGAGAGUACUUCAGGAGUCUCUGCUUCUUUUGGGGAGAUGUUAUUAUUGGUGGCUAUGUAUUUUCACAGCAACCAGCUUAGUGCUAUCAUUGACUUGGUCUGUUCCACUUUGGGGAUGAAGAUUGUAAUUAAGCCAAGCUCCUUGAGCAGGAUGAAGACUAUCUUCACACAGGAAAUUUUUACUGAGCAGGUUGUCACAGCUCACGCAGUUCGGGUCCCUGUCACCAGCAAUCUGAGUGCCAACAUUACUGGGUUUUUGCCUAUUCAUUGUAUUUAUCAGCUUCUCAGGAGUCGUUCCUUUACCAAGCACAAAGUGUCAAUAAAAGACUGGAUUUAUAGACAGCUGUGUGAAACCUCCAUUCCACUUCAUCCUCAGUUACUUCCUCUGAUUGACGUGUACAUAAAUUCUAUACUUACUCCUGCAUCUAAAUCUAAUCCUGAAGCCACAAAUCAGCCAGUCACAGAACAGGAGAUACUCAAUAUUUUCCAAGGAGUCAUUGGGGGUGACAACAUCCGCCUUAAUCAGCGUUUCAGUAUCACAGCACAGCUUUUGGUGCUCUACUAUGUACUGUCUUAUGAGGAAGCUCUUCUAGCAAAUACAAAGACUUUAGCUGUCAUGCAAAGGAAGCCCAAAUCAUAUUCUUCUUCUUUAAUGGAUCAGAUUCCUAUCAAAUUCCUUAUUCGACAGGCUCAAGGGCUGCAGCAGGAGUUGGGAGGGUUGCAUUCAGCUUUACUACGACUCCUUGCAACUAACUACCCACAUUUAUGUAUUGUGGAUGACUGGAUCUGUGAAGAAGAAAUCACAGGGACAGAUGCCCUAUUAAGGCGAAUGCUCCUGACUAAUAAUGCCAAAAACCACUCUCCUAAACAACUCCAAGAAGCAUUUUCAGCUGUCCCAGUAAGUCACACACAAGUGAUGCAGAUUAUAGAACACUUGACUCUACUGUCUGCCAGUGAACUUAUACCAUAUGCAGAAGUAUUAACAUCCAAUAUGAACCAGCUGUUGAAUUCAGGGGUUCCACGGAGAAUUCUUCAAACUGUCAAUAAACUAUGGAUGGUUCUUAAUACUGUGAUGCCUAGAAGGCUGUGGGUAAUGACAGUUAAUGCACUUCAACCUUCAAUGAAGUUUGUACGACAACAAAAGUAUACUCAGAAUGACCUGAUGAUAGAUCCUCUCAUUGUCUUAAGGUGUGAUCAGAGGGUUUACAGAUGCCCCCCACUGAUGGAUAUUACCCUUCACAUGUUGAAUGGAUAUCUUCUUGCAUCUAAAGCCUACCUUAGUGCUCAUCUGAAGGAAACGGCAGAGCAAGAUAGGCCUACCCAGAAUAAUACAAUAGGUUUAGUUGGACAAACUGAUGCCCCAGAAGUUACCAGAGAAGAACUGAAAAAUGCAUUACUGGCUGCUCAGGAUAGUGCCGCUGUCCAGAUUCUCUUAGAGAUUUGCUUACCUACUGAAGAGGAGAAAGCAAAGGGUAUCAAUCCAGACAGCUUGCUAAGGAAUGUUCAAAGUGUUAUGACUACCAGCACUCCAAAUAAGGGGAUGGAGGAAGGAGAAGACAAUUUGCUCUGCAAUCUUCGAGAAGUCCAGUGCCUUAUCUGUUGCCUGUUGCAUCAGAUGUACAUUGCAGAUCCCAAUAUUGCUAAGCUUGUUCAUUUUCAGGGUUACCCAUGUGAACUUUUGCCUCUGACGGUUGCAGGUAUUCCAUCUAUGCACAUCUGUCUGGAUUUCAUACCUGAGCUUAUUGCACAGCCAGAACUUGAAAAACAGAUAUUUGCUAUCCAGUUGCUUUCUCACUUGUGUAUCCAGUAUGCGUUACCAAAGUCACUUAGUGUGGCUCGCUUAGCUGUCAAUGUCAUGGGAACUUUGCUAACAGUUUUAACACAGGCUAAACGGUAUGCUUUUUUUAUGCCAACUCUGCCAAGUUUGGUCUCUUUCUGCCGAGCGUUUCCUCCAUUGUAUGAGGAUAUUAUGUCUUUGCUGAUCCAAAUAGGGCAAGUUUGUGCCUCUGAUGUUGCCACUCAGACAAGAGACAUUGAUCCAAUUAUUACACGUCUUCAACAAAUAAAGGAGAAACCAAGUGGAUGGGCUCGAAUCUCUAAAGAUUCAUCUAAUAAAAAUGGAUCCAGGGACACUGGAAGCAUGGAUCCUGAUGUACAGCUCUGUCAUUGUAUUGAAAGCACAAUAAUUGAAAUAAUAAACAUGAGUGUUAGUGGAAUUUAAAAAAUUUUUUAAACAAAAAAAUGAAGCUGUUUGCUGCA
Molecule: messenger RNA, 3685 nt
Organism: Cynocephalus volans (Philippine flying lemur)
Lineage: Eukaryota; Metazoa; Chordata; Mammalia; Dermoptera; Cynocephalidae
Gene: INTS2
Product: integrator complex subunit 2
Exons: 25
Coding region: 21-3647 (1208 amino acids)
Biological process (GO): snRNA 3'-end processing
Cellular component (GO): integrator complex
Source: RefSeq, a predicted model, not a curated record